GCGGGAGCCGCUGGAGGCGGGGCGGGACCCCCGAGUGCCGCGGUUGAAAUAGGGGGAGGGCUCAGGCGGUCCCUCCCCCAGGUGGCCGCUGCCCGCCGAGUGUCCCGUCCCGUCCUGCUGCGCCGCGCUGCCUGCGAGUCUUUUUUCAGAGUCUGAAGAGCUUGAGACUCACUUGCCAGCUUCCCACUGCUCUCCCUGUGGCAUCUCACUUUCAGCUUUCAGGGUAACUGAAAUCUGCAAACAUUCUCUGCUGCAAGAAAAAGAGGGUGAUGUCAUCAGAAGAUGAUGCUGGCGGGGAGGCUCCUGGGGGCAGUUUCUGGGAGGCUGGAAACUACAAGCGGACAGUGAAACGUGUGGAUGAUGGCUACCGGCUCUGCAAUGACCUCAUCUCCUGCUUCCAGGAGCGAGCCAAGAUAGAGAAGAACUAUGCCCAGCAGCUAACAGAAUGGUCCCGUAAGUGGAGGACCAAUGUGGAGAGAGGUCCGCAGUAUGGUACUCUGGAAAAGGCCUGGCAUGCCUUCCUGACAGCUGCAGACAAACUGAGUGAAAUUCACUUGGCUGUCCGGAACCACCUGGCUGGUGAAGAUUCCGAUAAGAUCAAGGCCUGGCAGAAGGAGGCCUACCACAAGCAGAUGAUUGGAGGCUUCAAGGAAACAAAGGACGCAGAGGACGGGUUUCGAAAGGCCCAGAAACCCUGGGUGAAGAAAAUGAAAGAUGUGGAGACUUCUAAGAAAAACUAUCAUGCAGCCCGGAAGGAGGAGAAAACAGCCCAUACAAGGGAGAACCAUGCCAAGGCAGACUCGUCUGUCUCACAGGAGCAGAUGCGCAAGUUGCAGGAGCGUGUAGAGAAGUGCACUCAGGAGGCUGAGAAGUGCAAGGAUCAGUAUGAGAAGAUGUUGGAAGAAUUGAAUCGCUACAAUCCCCGCUACAUGGAGGACAUGGAGCAAGUGUUUGAGGGCUGUCAGGAGGCAGAGCGCAAGAGAUUGUGCUUCUUUAAGGAGAUGCUUCUGAAUCUGCACCAGCAUCUCAACCUCUCCACCAGUGAAAGCUUUCAUGCGUUGUAUCGGGAUCUCCACCAAGUCAUCAUGGCUGCAGACAACCAGGAGGACCUGAAGUGGUGGCGCAACACUCAUGGACCGGGCAUGGCGAUGAAUUGGCCUCAGUUUGAGGAAUGGUCCCUUGAAACACAGAGGCAAAUCACCAAGAAAGAGAAGAGUGGCAAGAUGGCUGAUGAUGUCACACUGACCAGCAUUUUGCCUACACGAGAUGGUGUUGUCUCACAGACCCCUCUUCAGACAAGGUUGUCCUAUCAAGAGGAGCAGAACAGCUUCUUCUAUGACACCCUGAAGGCACCAACCCAUGUGAAUGGAGGGAAGGAGGACAUCUCGGAGUGGUCAGAUGAGGACACUCCCAAGAAGUGCCUGGAUGCCAACGGGCAUGAGGAAGACCUGCAGGUACCAGGUGUGCGGGUACGAGCGCUCUAUGAUUACACAGGACAGGAGGCUGACGAGCUGAGCUUUAAAGCAGGUGAAGAACUAAUGAAGAUUAGUGAGGAAGAUGAGCAGGGCUGGUGCAAGGGCCGACUUCUCACUGGUCAAGUUGGACUGUAUCCUGCUAAUUAUGUUGAGAAGGUUGGAUCAUGAUUGCUGCUGUCCCACCAGUGCCUCACAGCCAUACCAGCAUCUCCUGCAGAGGCCACUGGGUCACUCCUGGCCCCAACCCACCUUUGCAGUAUAUCCAGCAGCUUCUGGACUUUAAAGGCACAUAUUCCAUGUAACUAAUGCUUCAUUUUAAACAUCUAGAUCUGUAGGGGUUUUCUAAAAAAUAAACAAGGAUGAAUAAAGACUUUUCUGAGCACUA
Messenger RNA from Passer domesticus (house sparrow), 1860 nucleotides. RefSeq names its product protein kinase C and casein kinase substrate in neurons 3 (gene PACSIN3). The transcript is spliced from 12 exons. Gene Ontology annotation, biological process: regulation of endocytosis; cytoskeleton organization; plasma membrane tubulation. The record is from RefSeq and is a predicted model, not a curated record. Gene Ontology annotation, molecular function: phospholipid binding; protein binding. NCBI's taxonomy places the organism in Eukaryota, Metazoa, Chordata, Aves, Passeriformes, Passeridae. Gene Ontology annotation, cellular component: plasma membrane; endosome; cytoplasm. Bases 270 to 1643 code for a protein of 457 amino acids.